Molecule: messenger RNA, 1488 nt
Organism: Priceomyces carsonii
Lineage: Eukaryota; Fungi; Ascomycota; Pichiomycetes; Serinales; Debaryomycetaceae
Exons: 1
Coding region: 1-1488 (495 amino acids)
Biological process (GO): lipid homeostasis; cardiolipin acyl-chain remodeling; phosphatidic acid biosynthetic process
Cellular component (GO): mitochondrial inner membrane; mitochondrion
Molecular function (GO): lysophosphatidic acid acyltransferase activity; A2-type glycerophospholipase activity
Source: RefSeq, a predicted model, not a curated record
AUGACAUCCCUUCUAAAAGAUUCAAUUAACGUGAUGGGGGAUCCUAACAAAGAGGACUUAGAUGGUGUUCUAGUAACGGAGGAUUCAGGAGAGCCAGCCACUAAAGAGUCAUCAAUAUCUUUGAAGGCGUCAAUUCAGGAUUGGUGGAACGGGCUGUAUAGUCUAUUUGGAAGUAGCAUACUGAAUAUUGAAGCUUCCAGGAGAAAGAAUAGGCGAAUAGAAUAUGAUUUGUUCCGUGCAAUGCUUUCGGAUGAUAUUUUUAUAAAGAACCCUGAUAUCGAAAAUGAGACAGAUACAUCUGAUUUAAAGGAGGGCAAACUUUACAGUGAGUUAAAGGACGUUGAAGUGGAACCUGGUGUAUUUAUUCACGAAUUUUAUCUUGAGAAUAACUUAGAAUGCGUUCCAGAAUCAGACGAAAUACAUAUAGUUAUGAUUCACGGGUACAUGGCUGCACUAGGCUAUUAUAUUAAGAACGUGGAAUCCUUGUUGAAAUCGAGACCAGGAGUAAGAAUACACGCGAUAGACUUAAUUGGUUUCGGAAACUCCUCAAGACCCAAAUUCCCACCCGAAUUUUUGAAAACAACUAAGAAUAAGGAGGAAGAAAUAGAUCAAAUAAUUGCGAUUGAAAACUGGUUUAUUGACAAGAUAGAAAAUUGGAGAAAGAAAAGAAACAUAAGAACUUUCAAAUUGAUAGGCCAUUCAAUGGGAGCGUACUUAUCCUGCUGCUAUUUGAUGAAAUAUAACAACCAGUAUAAGAAAGUCGAUGAGAGCCAAUCCCCGAUUGUUGAGGAAGUCAUACUUGUUAGUCCAAUGGGAACAGAAUCGAAUCCCCAUAGUUUACUUAAUGAAAAGAAUUACGAAUUUACUACUCAUGAGAGUGGAGGAGAUCCGUUUAAGGAACUAAUUACGAAGCAAGGUGAUAGUAUUGAGCACGAUGAACUAAUUAAAUUAUGGGAGAAAUUAGGGCAACCUAGAUUCCCUAAGAAUUUUAUACUAAAAACUUUGUGGGAACAUAGUAUUUCACCAUUUCAAGUUCUUCAAAAAUUCGGGCCGCUAUACUCCAAAAUCCUUUCCUAUUGGUCCUUUCAAAGAUUCAGGAACCUCAAAUCAGAGACAGGCGAGCAAUCUAUAGAUUUAAUCUUGAAGUUGCAUGAUUAUUCUUUUUCUAUCUUCAACCAAUUUCAAGGAUCAGGCGAGUUAGCAAUUACCAAAUUGAUCAACCAUGAAAUUUUAGCGAGGUUGCCUUUAAGUGAUCGAGGAUUUGUUCAUUUUGUGAUUUCCUCCAAUCUCAAAGUUCUCUGGCUCUAUGGCGACAAAGAUUGGAUGAACGACAAAGGCGGUCGUCAUAUUCAUGAAGAAAUAGCUAAAAAAAAUAAAAACUUAUCUGAAUUUGAAGUAAUAGAGAAUGCUGGGCAUCAUAUAUAUCUAGAUAAUCCGCCUGCUUUUAAUGAAGCCUGCUUGAAGUUUUUUGGCUUAGAUAAAUCUUAG